Messenger RNA from Python bivittatus (Burmese python), 708 nucleotides. The record is from RefSeq and is a predicted model, not a curated record. NCBI's taxonomy places the organism in Eukaryota, Metazoa, Chordata, Lepidosauria, Squamata, Pythonidae.
UUUUUCAUCGGGAAAUUGUGUCAGAGAUGGGGACCCUUGGUGUCUUGGGCCCAACCAUCAAAGGUUAUGGCUGUGCGGGGAUCACUUAUGUUGCAUAUGGACUCCUGGCCAGGGAGAUUGAGAGGGUGGACAGUGGCUAUCGGUCAGUCAUGAGUGUUCAGUCAUCUUUGGUGAUGCAUCCUAUAUAUGCAUAUGGGACAGAGGAGCAGAAGCAGAAAUAUUUGCCACGCCUGGCUAAAGGAGAGUUGCUGGGCUGUUUUGGGCUUACAGAGCCUAACCAUGGAAGUGAUCCUGGUAGCAUGGAGACUCGGGCCCAAUACAACCCUUCCAGGAAGACCUACACACUCAAUGGUUCCAAGACCUGGAUCACCAAUUCUCCAAUGGCUGACCUGUGUGUGGUGUGGGCUGUAUGUGAUGAUGGCAAAGUGCGAGGGUUCCUAUUGGAACGUGGGAUGAAAGGUCUUUCCACCCCAAAGAUUGAGGGCAAAUUUUCCCUACGGGCUUCUAUUACUGGGAUGAUUAUUAUGGAAGAUGUAGAAGUGCCUGAAGAGAAUCUACUACCCAAAGUGUCUGGACUCGCAGGACCUUUUGGCUGCUUGAAUAAUGCACGUUAUGGCAUCUCCUGGGGAGCACUGGGUGCUGCUGAGUUCUGUAUGCAGACAGCCAGGCAGUAUACUUUGGACAGGUAAAGUCUCAAGGUGUUCUACA